Penicillium angulare is the source of this 1377-nucleotide messenger RNA. RefSeq names its product OSBP family protein. The coding region runs from base 1 to 1377 and encodes 458 amino acids. Gene Ontology annotation, molecular function: sterol binding. The record is from RefSeq and is a predicted model, not a curated record. NCBI's taxonomy places the organism in Eukaryota, Fungi, Ascomycota, Eurotiomycetes, Eurotiales, Aspergillaceae. Gene Ontology annotation, cellular component: intracellular membrane-bounded organelle; membrane; cortical endoplasmic reticulum. The transcript is spliced from 9 exons.
AUGCCUAUGCCGGUCCCGCACCUCCGCCGUUCUUCCUUGGCGGGUAAAUCCUCUGUGGAAGACUCUCCUGUCAGCGGCGACGAAGAAAUCGUCGAACCCGACCAGGGAAAUGUCUUGUCGCACAUUAUUUCACAGUUGCGACCGGGCGCCGACCUGAGUCGCGUUGUCCUGCCUACAUUCAUUCUUGAGCCUAGGUCCAUGCUGGAGCGAAUCACCAACUUCAUGGCCCAUCCCGAAACCCUCCUUCCUAUGUCUACUAUCGAAGACCCCGUGGAACGAUUCGUUUCGGUUGUGAAAUUCUACCUGAGUGGCUGGCACAUCAAGCCUCCAGGUGUCAAGAAACCGCUAAACCCCAUCCUCGGCGAAACAUUCACCUGCUACUGGGAUUAUCCCGAUGGAACCCGCGGUUACUAUGUCUCCGAGCAGACCUCCCACCACCCUCCCAAGUCGAGCUAUUUCUUCGCGGCGCCCGAGCACAAUAUUCGUAUCGAUGGAACCCUCAAGCCCCGCAGCAAAUUCCUGGGUAACUCCGCGGCCAGCAUGAUGGAAGGUAUUGCGAUUCUUCGACUGUUGAAUCAUGGCCAGGACAAGAACAAGGGCGAGCGAUAUAUUGUGACCCAGCCCAAUAUGUACGCCCGUGGUAUUCUGUUCGGUAAAAUGAAAUAUGAGCUUGGAGAUCACAGCUACGUGCGAUGCCCGGAAAACAACCUGGUGGCCGACAUCGAGUUCAAGACAAAGGGUUACUUCUCCGGCACAUAUAAUGCUAUUGGAGGCACUAUCAAGAACGAAAAGACCGGUGAGGUGCUAUAUGAGCUAUCUGGCAUGUGGAACGGCGAGAUGUCUAUCAAGGACGUCCACAGCCACAAAAAGAAUGUCCUAUUCGAUGCCACCCACGCCAAACACUCGAAGCCCGUCGCCCGCCCCAUUUCCGAACAAGGAGAACGCGAAUCACAACGUUUAUGGCAGAAUACAGUCCAGGCCAUCAUUUCCCGCAAUCAUGAAGCCGCCACAGAUGAAAAGACCAAGAUUGAGGACCGCCAACGCGAAGAAGCUGCCAAGCGCGCUGACGAGGGUAUUGACUGGAAGCCUCGCUUGUUCCGUCCCAUCCAAGGUGGGCCCGGAGGUGCAGAUGAGGGAGAGGAGGACCUCGAUUGGAUUAUCAACGCGCAGGUCGACCCCCAUGACGUCGAACUAGCCAAGAAACAAAUCCUCGCUAUAGCGCCUAUCGUCCAAGCGGCAUCCCAGGACAUCACAGCUAAUGCCGCACUCCCACACACAGGAACCUCAGCCGAAGAAACUAAACCAGAGAUCGUGGAGCGACAAGAUACCCAAACCUCAGCCGUGGACGAAUUCGUGGACGCGGAAGAGCACCAAUAG